CGUUUAUCAUACGCUGGUUGCACUGUGUCGCCUUGGUGGAGAGUAUAGUUACUUAAAACAUGAAAUGGAAUAAAAUGUCGCGGAUUCUUUCACAACGAGACGUCACGCAAGCGUAAUUUAAUCGAUGGUUCUUGAGUGAGAAGUAUUCCGUCCCGGCAGCCGUGUCUUGUGUGGGCUUUUAAUCGGCAAUAUUUCAGGGUGAGGAGCGACACACUCCUCCAUUAUCAGCUAUUUCACCGAAGCGGUUUUCCUCCACCCAUCGCUUCACCUUCAACCUAGCCAGAGAAAUGUGCCAGCAUCGCCGCUGCUGUUGUCCUCCGCCGCCCUCACGCAUCUGAUUUAUUUUUUUUAUUCAGCGCAGUAAAAAAAAAAAAGCUCUCAGGACUGCACAAGAGCGAAAGAGACAUCUUCUUUACUUGAAUUGACCGCCUCUAAGCAUCAUGGGAAGGAAAAAGAUUCAGAUCCAGCGGAUCACCGAUGAAAGAAACAAGCAGGUGACAUUCACCAAACGCAAAUUCGGCUUGAUGAAGAAGGCGUACGAGCUGAGCGUGCUGUGCGACUGCGAGAUCGCCCUGAUCAUCUUCAAUCACGCCAACAAGCUCUUCCAGUACGCCAGCACCGACAUGGACAAGGUUCUGCUCAAGUACACCGAGUACAACGAGCCCCACGAGAGCCGCACCAACGCCGACAUCAUCGAGACUUUGCGAAAGAAAGGCUUCAAUGGUUGCGACAGUCCGGAACCUGACGGCGAAGACUCCAUCGAUCAGAGUCCCUUAAAUGACGACAAAUUUCGGAAGACCACAGAAGACCUGGAUGUUCUCUUCAAGCGUUACGGCCAGCAGUCGACGGCUCCGCCGCAGACCUUCACCAUGCCCGUCACCGUGCAGGCGUCCAAUCCCAGCCCGCUGCAGUUCAGCAACCCUGGCAACGCGCUGGUAACUACCUCCUACGUGACGGCGUCGUCGCUCGCCGACACCCACCUCCUGUCGCCACAGCAACCGGCUCCUCCGAGGAACACAGUCUCCCCCGGGUUGCCGCAGCGACCGGCCAGCGCAGGUGCGCUCCUGGGUGGUGACCUGAAUAAUUCGAACGGAGGCUGUCCGAGUCCAGUCCCUAACGGCUACACCAGCGCCAGGGCCUCGCCGGGCCUCCUGGCCGUGUCCAACGGGAACAGCCUGGGAAAGGUAGCCCCGGCCAAGUCGCCCCCGCCGCCGCCCGCCAGCCCCCAGAUGGUCAGCGGGCGCAAACCGGACCUCCGCGUCAUCACCUCGCAGGGCGGGAAGAGCCUCAUGCAGAUGACAGAGGAUGAGCUGGAGUUGGUAAAUGAGAACGCCCAGCGGCUGGCGGUCGGCGCCCAGGUGGCCCAGACCCUCACCACGCCCGUGGUGUCGGUGGCCACGCCCAGCCUCCUGGCGCAGGGCCUCCCCUUCUCCGCCAUGCCCACGGCAUACAACACAGAGUACCAGCUGACAAGCGCAGACAUUACGGCGCUUCACGCCCUGGCGUCUCCCGGCGGCUUGCUGCCAACCAGCAUGGCGACGUGGCAGCAGCAGCAGCAGCCCGUCGUCUCGCAGCAACCGCAGCAGCAAACGCAACAGCAGCAAAUCAAUCUGGCGUCGCUCAGCAACUUGGUCAUGUGGGGCGUGGACAAACAAAGCAGCGAGCUGUCUAGCCAGGUGUCCAGUCUGGCUGCCAAUCUGAGUCUGGGCUCUCCGUCCAACCUGCUCUUGGGUAGAGAUGAGUGGUUGGGCCGCCACAGGGCCCCUGAAUGCAUCACAGGCUUGUUGAAAAUGGCUUCUUGGCCGGUGGCGCACAUACCUCAAGGCGCCAUGUUGACGGUCAACACCAGCAGCGGCGUCAGCAUCAAGUCGGAGCCGGUGUCGCCGGGUCGGGACCGCAGCACCCCUUGCCCUCCGCCGGCACCACCGCCGCCGCCAGUCCCGCCGCCUCCGUCCGCUGGAGCCACCCUGUCGGCACCACCUCAGUACCCGGGCUCACUGCUGUGCUUGGAGCCGCCCACGGGACGUUCUCCCGCAGACAGCGUGAGCAGCAACGCCAGCUCCUUCGAAGGCAGCGACCGCGAGGACACGGGCGGCGGUGGCGGCGGCGCCAACAACAACGCCGCCGACAUGGCCGCCACGGGGAGUGUCGGGCCGGGCCGCUCUGACUUCAGCCCCUCGCCGGAGCCAGAAGGUGGCAACAUCAAGCGAAUGAGACUGGACACCUGGGUCACAUAAGCGGCGAGGGAGAGCACGCAGGGAGGUUUGGACGACACUGCAACACAUCACGUCACGCCACGUCACGUCGUACACGCCACAUGUGAGGACGUUGCAUUCAAAUGCCUCAGCGCGCGCUUUGAGCCUCGACACCAUCGCGUCUGUGUACGUUUCGGAAGUUGAACAGAGGCAAGUGGACUCUUGAAGACACUUGGCCUUCCAUCUGAAAAGCUUCUUCACUUCGGAAUCGUUGGUCCGGCUGGCAAAACAUCUUAGUAGUGGACACUCAAAUCAACAAGUAGGACUCCGAGAGUGAGCAAGUGGACAGAAAUUGUCAUUUUUCAAGUCAUCUAAUUGGUGCUUAUUCCAUCAUUUGGAUAAAUAUGACAUCAAAAACAAAAUAGCUCAUCAUAUUAUAUGGCGAGCUAUUUAGGUCAGAGUCAGAGUCAGCUUUAUUGUCAAGUCCACACCUAAGAUUUCAAAGUGAAGAAGCCUUUUGGGUUAAAAAACCUCUUCAACUGACGAGUCCAGUCGGGUCCCUUCAACUUUGAGAGAUGUUCCUCACCUCCAUUUUAUUCAGUCCACAUUCAGCGGACAUCACUCCCUGCGGACUCCCUUUGCAACAUUUCCCUUUCUUCAGCAAGUCCCUCCCACGCUGCACUUUUUUCUUCUUUUUUGGAAGCGCUUCGGGCCGACGUAGUCCUCGGAAUGCCAAAACGAAACGCUGCGCACACAUAACCCGACGCCCUUGUGGCUCUUUACGACUUGGGUGUUGUGCAAGACACGCUGUUGUGUUCUUUCUCCGUCAGUGGUUCUGAAGAUCCGUCACUUUGUAGACAAACCCUCUACUAAACUUUGAUGUCCAAAUUUUUCGCACGAGCUAGCCCUCCCAUCUUCUUUUCCCGUGGUUCCCCCCCAAAGUGAACGGACAAUUUCUAUAUUUCUAACGCUUCCGUUAGCUUUUUGGCCUCAAGCGCGUGUAUGUACAUAUAUUUGCAUAGACUUUGCCAGUUAGCCCUAAAAAAAAAAAAAAAAAAAAAUGCACAAAAAAAACCCUAAUGUCAACUCAGUGGAUCUGUCCGCUAUUAUUAUUAUUAUAAACAAGCGUGACGUUGAUAUGUUUGGGUAGCGUACCCCCCCACUUAGCGCCUGCUCGGUCGUGUUGUUGUCAUUUUUGCUACGCAUCCAACACGCACAUUGAAAACGCAACACACACACACACACUCGCACACAAUCACUGCCCUUCACGUUAGCCUAGCUUCAUAUCUAAACGCACAUUUAGCCCUAUUUCUACGGCAAAGAGUAAAGUCAAAAAAGAUUGUUUGAUGUCAUUUUUAAAUAGCAAUUUGUUUCGUCGCCAUUAUCUCGGUGCGUGAAUGUGUGUGUGCACAAGUUAUUUAGUCAAAAUAGAAGAGAUGAUGUCUACUCCGUCGGACCUUAUUCACCAAUUCCCCAAAUUAUAUCCCCACCCUAAAAAAAUCACGCCUACUCGUCUGCGGUCACUUGACUGUUAAGCCCACACAUGAACUGGCAGCGCUUAGCUGUGUUGUAACUCUUGAUUUAAAAAAAAAAAAAAAAAAAAGGAAAAAAAAAUCCAACAAAAAGCAGAUGUUUCGAGCAGAGCUUUAAAAUGCUAAGUAAGCUCUGUAACUGACUGUUAUUGCAUUACAACAUUUUAAAACUCACUUUCUUUCAAAAUCGAUAUCACGUAAGAAAAAAAAAAUGGGCUUGACAAAUGUGAAUUUGAACCCCAGGACAGCCACGGUGUUGUUUUUUGAUUGGACAAUCAAAGUCGGCAUGAUGAGCAGGACUUGUUUUCAGAGUUAACAAAAAAAAAUAAUAAUUUAGCAUGUAUUGCCAAAAAUGUACCUAUGUCUCAGACGAAGCAGUUUUUGCCAAUCAUGGAAAAAAAAAAGUUCCUUUUAGAGGAUAGUGACAGCACGUUACAAAUAUCAUUUUGCGCCACUUUUUAUGCAUCUCAAAAAUCAUUCAAUUCACAGAUGCAUCGUUUACAUUGGGAAGGUUUUAUCUCUUACAAAAAGAUUUUUUUGUUUUCAUUUUUUUUGCACAAUUUAAGAUACAUGUUUUUCAUUGGAAAUUGAUAGUGUUAUAGUUGCCAAAAUAUUUUAUUGAGAUUUUUUUAAUUGCAUGAUAUAAAAAAAAUAGAAUACAUUGACAAAAUUAUUUAAUUGACAAAAAAAUCCACCAUUUAGUCGAGUUUGUCCAAUAAAAAGCAUGUAUCAAAAUUUUACGAUAUAUUUUUAUCACUGCACAUUUUUUACAGAAUUAAAACAAACUUCAAAAUUUGAACAAGCAUGAAUUUCCUUGACAAGUGGAAACAUCCAAAGUUCUUUUUCCUCCCUCUUUAUUUUAUGUUCAGAUUAAAAAAUAUAUAUAUUUAUUGGAUAGCAAUGACAUGACGAAAGAAAACUAAUAAGUAUUUUUCCAAUCAAGACUGCAUUAAAUGUACCUUGUUUUAAUUGGAGACGCCAAAACAAGCUCAGUUCGCUGACUGCAAAGUGACACCGCUCCGAUUGCCUCAAUCCUGCCCCCUUGUGGUCAAUUGACAAAUCUCAACGAGGGAGUGCGAAACACACCUGGGCCCCUGUUACUUAUGUAUGAUGUUAUGUUCAGGUUUCUUUGUACCGCUUCAGUGCAUCGCCAAACAUCUAUGAAGCCUUUUACUUUGUGAAGCUUGUAAUUUUCAAAACAUCAAACUGUCAUCGUUUUCACCGACAUCCAAACUGGUUUCCUUUUGAUUCAAAGCAACUUGCACGAUCGGACAAUGCGGUAUUAGCAAAUGCAAUAAAAGGAACGUACCAGUUAAAUGCUGCAGUUUUCAUCCAGAUAUAGAAUAUAUUUAUAAAGAAAAAAAAAAAAAUUGGUGGAAAUUCAAACAUGGUUAGACGCAUGGGACGCAGGUAACCGUAAUGUCACAAGCAGUCAGAAUGAUGUAGCAAAUAAAAUACGAAAGAUGAAAUUUAUAGCUAAUAUAUUGUGUUGAGCUAGUCUGCAAUGGGUUUCGAUGUAAAGAUGUUUUGCCGUUUUGUUUUUCUUGAACGAUAUACAGUUUGUGUAUAUUUUCAUAUACAAAAGUAUGCACUGAUGUUAUUGAAAUUCUAUACCGCUUUUACAGAAAAGUGUUUGUUGUACCAAAGUAUCCAAGUCCCUUGAAACCUUCUCCUUUUUGCGUAUGUUUUACUGUAUUUUAUAUAUUAAAUGACAAACGGAGUGAAGUUCA
Messenger RNA from Syngnathus typhle (broad-nosed pipefish), 5457 nucleotides. RefSeq names its product myocyte-specific enhancer factor 2D homolog. Gene Ontology annotation, biological process: cell differentiation; positive regulation of transcription by RNA polymerase II. Lineage: Eukaryota; Metazoa; Chordata; Actinopteri; Syngnathiformes; Syngnathidae. Bases 441 to 2237 code for a protein of 598 amino acids. The record is from RefSeq and is a predicted model, not a curated record. The transcript is spliced from 14 exons. Gene Ontology annotation, molecular function: RNA polymerase II cis-regulatory region sequence-specific DNA binding; protein dimerization activity; DNA-binding transcription factor activity, RNA polymerase II-specific.